This is a messenger RNA of Amorphotheca resinae ATCC 22711, 1633 nucleotides long. RefSeq lists its product as hypothetical. Gene Ontology annotation, molecular function: hydrolase activity, acting on carbon-nitrogen (but not peptide) bonds, in linear amidines. The coding region runs from base 196 to 1539 and encodes 447 amino acids. NCBI's taxonomy places the organism in Eukaryota, Fungi, Ascomycota, Leotiomycetes, Helotiales, Amorphothecaceae. The transcript is spliced from 10 exons. The record is from RefSeq and is a predicted model, not a curated record.
AUCCCCGCCCGCAAUCACUAUCCCACUUUCUGCUCAUCCUUCACGGAAAGCUUAUCGGUGAUGGAUCCCACAAUCCUCAGGAACGUCUGCCGGUUUAGGCCAGGUAUAAAACAUAUCAUCCAAAGCUUCAGACUCCAUCACCCAGCUUAUAGAUCCUUCUCGAUAACGGCACUGAGAAAUAUGAGGACCACCGAAAUGACAGAGCAGCAGCUGGCUGCGGUGAAGAUUGAUCGGGAUAGGCUAUGGAGAGAUCUGCACGAGACGUGUGAAUGGGGAAAGGGGGAACGAUGGGGAGAGGGUACAACAGAUAUUGGGAUGUCGCGAUUGACUUUAUCUGAUGCGGACAAGCAAGUUCGUGACUGGUUCGUAAAUACCACGGAGUCUUUGGGUUGUAAGGUCCAAAUUGAUGCUAUGGGAAACAUAUUUGCUGUAAGGCCAGGAAAGAAAGCAGGACCCCCCACAUUCGCAGGAAGCCACUUGGAUACUCAGCCAACAGGUGGCCGAUAUGAUGGAAUUCUGGGAGUUCAUGCCGGCAUCGAGGUUCUGAAAACCCUCAAUGACAAUAAGAUAGAAACCGAAUACAGCACUGGUGUAAUCAAUUGGACAAACGAAGAAGGAGCCCGUUUCCCAAUUUCUAUGGUCGCCUCUGGCGUAUGGGCAGGUGCCUACUCACUUGAAAAGGCCUAUGGCCUCGUUGAAGUCGGUGGCGGGAAAGCCACACAGAAAUCCGAGCUAGAAAGAAUCGGAUACCUUGGCUCGCUCGAGGCAAGUUACAAAGCAAAUCCGAUAGGAGCGCAUUUCGAGCUUCAUAUUGAGCAAGGACCAAUACUUGAAAACUCAGAGGGUAAGAUUGGGGCCGUCGAAGGAGUACAGGCGUUCAAAUGGUUUAUAAUCACCGUGAAAGGAAAAGACUGCCAUACCGGGACCACAGACUUUCAGAACCGGUCUGACGCUAUGCUCACGGCUGCAAAAUUGAUUUUGCAUAGCCAUAACAAGGCGGCGGAACUGGGUUGCUUGGCAUCUACUGGCAUCCUAACUCUGAAGCCAGGGUCUACAAACACGGUUCCUGGCUUUGUACAAUUUUCACUUGAUAUCAGAUCCAGAGAGGAUCAAAAGCUCCUGGAGCUUGAGAACGUGUUGAAAUCCGACUUCGCCCAAAUAGCAGCUGAGAAGGAGGUCGGUGGGCUCAAUACCUUAGGGACGAGAGGAAGAGGAUGCACCGUGGAAUGGCAGCUGGAUACAGAUUCACCGGCUACCAAGUUCCAUGAGGAUUGUGUGAAGUGCGUAGAGGCCAGUGCGAAAGCUAUGCUUGGAACAGACGCCGGGGGUAAAGUUCAAAGAAUGACAUCUGGUGCUGGGCAUGACAGCGUCUAUACAGCGAGACAUGCUCCCACAUCCAUGAUUUUUGUGCCAUGCAGAGACGGAGUGAGCCACAACCCUUCUGAGUACUGUAGUCCCGAAGAUUGCGGAAAUGGAGCUCAGGUGUUGUUGGGUGCUAUGCUGCGUUACGACCGCUUGAGAGCAGAGAAAGGAGCAUAGGCAGGCUAUCCGGGAGAAGGAUAUUGUGGCAUGUAGACGUAACCCGCAAAGUAAAGCAUGAAUCGGAUUUAAACAAAGGCCUCUAUCAAUUCGG